AUGGCAUUCAUUCAUACUUCUUCAACCAUCACUUUCCUUCUAUCUCAACUGUUAUUUGCUUCUUUCAUGUUACCCUAUGCAGCAGGGAAUUUCUACCAGAAUUUUGAUAUUACUUGGGGAGAUGGUCGUGCCAACAUACUCGACAACGGUCAACUUCUCACUCUUUCUCUUGACAAAGCCUCCGGUUCUGGUUUUCAAUCCAAGAAUGAAUAUCUCUUCGGCAAUAUUGAUAUGCAACUCAAGCUUGUACCUGGAAACUCUGCAGGCACCGUCACUGCUUACUAUUUAUCAUCAAAAGGAUCAAAUUGGGAUGAGAUUGAUUUUGAAUUCUUGGGAAAUGUAAGCGGACAACCAUACAUUCUUCACACCAAUGUGUUCAGUCAAGGAAAAGGAAAUAGAGAGCAACAGUUCUAUCUAUGGUUUGAUCCAACUGCUGACUUCCACACUUACUCCAUUCUCUGGAAUCCACAGCGCAUUUUUUUUUCUGUGGAUGGAACACCCAUAAGAGAAUUCAAGAACAUGGAAUCAAAAGGAGUUGCAUUUCCAAAGAAGCAAGCAAUGAGGAUAUAUUCAAGUCUAUGGAAUGCGGAUGAUUGGGCAACAAGAGGAGGUCUUGUGAAGACAGAUUGGAAUGAAGGUCCAUUCAUAGCAUCAUAUAGGAAUUUCAACGCAGAUGCUUCCUCAACCAAUGCUUGGUACUCUCAACAAUUGGAUUCCACAUCUCAACAGAGAAUGAGUUGGGUGCAAAAGAAUUACAUGAUUUACAAUUAUUGCAACGACACCAAAAGAUUUCCUCAAGGCCUUCCAACAGAAUGCGCUGCAUCCUAA
This is a messenger RNA of Lathyrus sativus (Indian pea), 828 nucleotides long. The record is from the annotation of a GenBank genome assembly. Lineage: Eukaryota; Viridiplantae; Streptophyta; Magnoliopsida; Fabales; Fabaceae.